UUUUAUGGAUCAAAUACCUAUUAUUCUAAAUUGCCCAUCAAAGAAUAAAGUUUAUAAUAUCUAAAUUACAUCAGAUGUCACUCCAUUUGAUUUAGAGUCGGAAUUCAAAGAACAAUUUUUUAGAAAUGAGGAUAAACUCAGAUUUUUUUAUAAUAACAAGCUUCUUGAUCAUAAUACUCCGUUAUUGUAGUAAAAAAUUGUUAAAGGCUCAAUCAUUAUUAUAUCAUUAAUUUUCACGGUCACAGUAAAAUAGCCUAUCCAGAAUAAAAUGUACACAAUAGAAAUUAAUGAUUUUAUGACAACAUUAGAUCUAUAUUAAACAAUGCAAGGAGUUUUGUAGGUAAGUUUUGAGGAGGUUCAUUUUUCAUUAGGAUAAGAAACAUUAAAACCUAAAAUUCCAUUGACCCAAUAGGGAGUCUUACCUAAUGUUACAAUUUUAGCUAUUAUGUAGUAAAAAGGAGGAUUGUGGAUAUGAAUUUCGUUGAAAAUAAAUUAUAUAUUAUUGGUUGACCGC
Messenger RNA from Paramecium sonneborni, 514 nucleotides. NCBI's taxonomy places the organism in Eukaryota, Ciliophora, Oligohymenophorea, Peniculida, Parameciidae. The record is from the annotation of a GenBank genome assembly.